Messenger RNA from Glarea lozoyensis ATCC 20868, 1632 nucleotides. Its product is annotated as MFS general substrate transporter. The transcript is spliced from 7 exons. Bases 1 to 1632 code for a protein of 543 amino acids. The record is from RefSeq and is a predicted model, not a curated record. Gene Ontology annotation, cellular component: membrane. Lineage: Eukaryota; Fungi; Ascomycota; Leotiomycetes; Helotiales; Helotiaceae. Gene Ontology annotation, biological process: carbohydrate transport; transmembrane transport. Gene Ontology annotation, molecular function: carbohydrate:proton symporter activity.
AUGGUUGGUAUUGCAUUUGCGGGCGUCAGCUCCGAGAAGAAGAAUGCCGCAGGUAUUGCUGCCGCGGAGGCACCUGAAUUCGAGAAAGUGCAGUGGUAUUCGGAUCCCAAUCUGAGGAAACUGUAUUUCUGGUGUGCAGUCCUUUGCGUGGCAUCUGCAACAACUGGUUAUGAUGGUAUGAUGUUGAACACUUCGCAGAAUCUCGAUCAGUGGCAAGCCUACUUCAAGAAGCCGACUGGCAGCUCGCUUGGUUUGAUGAAUGCAAUUUAUCAGAUUGGCAGUCUUGCAAGCUUUCCGCUUGUCCCUUAUAUGGCAGAUUGGUGGGGACGAAAGCUUCCCAUUGCUGUUGGUUGCCUUCUCAUGAUUCUUGGGGGUGUUCUUGGUGCAUUUUCCAAUGGUUAUGGAAUGUACGUUGGUGGUAGAUUCAUUCUCGGUUUCGGCAACAGCUUGUCUCAAUUGUCCUCCCCUGUUCUCCUUACCGAAAUUUGCCACCCUCAACACAGAGGUCGUGUCACCACAAUCUACAAUUGUCUUUGGAAUCUCGGUGCUCUCUUCGUUGCAUGGCUUGCUUGGGCUACUAUGCAGAUCAAGAACGAUUGGUCAUGGCGCAGUUUGACCCUUCUCCAAAUUCUUCCUGCAGUUAUCCAACUCACUUUCAUCUACUGGGUCCCAGAAUCACCAAGAUGGCACAUUUCUAAGGAUCGUCCAGAAGAGGCCUUGAAGACUCUAGCUUACUAUCACGCUAACGGUGAUGAGCAUAACCCAACUGUCCAGUUCGAGUACCAAGAAAUCAAGGAGACUUUGAGACUCGAAUUUGAAUUCCGCAAGACCAGUAACUACAGCGAUUUCUUGAAGACAAAGGGAAAUCGAUAUAGAUUAGCCAUUCUUAUCUCUCUCGGUAUCAUCUCGCAAUACAGUGGAAACGCUCUCUUCAGUAACUACAUGAAUCUUAUCUACAACAGCAUGGGUAUUACAAAGCAAAACCAAAAGAUCCCGCUUAACGGAGGACAAACUCUUCUCGCCCUCGUGGUCAGUUGUGGCUGCGCUCUCCUUGUCGACAGAGUCGGUAGACGGCCACUCUUCUUGACAUCCACCGUCGGAAUGUGUGUCUGCUUCUUGUGCUGGACCAUCACCGCCUCGCAAUUCGAGAAGCAAAACCCAGACCCAGAUGCGCUCAACCCCAAGAUGGCUGCUGGUUACCCACAAGUUGUGUUCGUUUGGGUUUUCGGUGUCUUCUACUCUCUAGCGUGGUCUGGUCUUCUCGUCGCAUACUCCCUUGAGAUUCUCCCAUACAAGCUCCGUGCCAAGGGACUCAUGAUCAUGAACCUCACUGUCCAAGCCACUCUAGUUCUCGGAAACUACACCAACGCCAUCGCCUGGGACAACCUUCCACACCACUGGAAUCUCUCCCUCAUCUACACAAUCUGGAUCUUCGUCGAGCUCUGCUUCGUCUACUUCUUCUACGUCGAGACCCGCGGUCCCACUCUCGAGGAGCUGGCCAAGAUCUUCGAUGGUGAUGCUGCUGAGGUCGCACAUGUUGAUAUCAAUCUUAUCGAGAAGGAACUCCACGGCGAUGAUGGUGCUGGCAUCGACGAGAAGCGAGUUGUGCAGACUGAGACUAAGGCUGCUUAG